GAGUUGAUAACGGGAUUGAGAGGAACCAUAAUCCAUUGAUUUGUGCAGUCGUUCUGUUGUGAAGGAUAUAGUUGUCCACUAUAGUUUGUUAAAAUGACAAUUAUAACGAAACCUAUUACAGAUAAGAAGUCAGAUACAUUAGAUGAACCACUGGUGGACAAUGAACAAGUUGAAGACUUGCCACCUAAGGUGGAUCUGGAGGCAGGCACUCAGUUACGACCACAGUAUUUUGUUCUGAAGGCUCGUGCACGUCGAGUCUCCAUAGCCACAACUGUUUGUAUUUUCCUUACUGCCCUGUUGGUGAUGAGUGUUGGCAUCAUUGGCGGUGCGUAUCUGUAUCGGCAGUUUGCCAGGUCACAGAUGCACCGUUUCCGUGGCUGGUGCACCAUUCCAUAUGAGGGAACCAAAGCAACAAUGUACAUGGAUGAUCAGACCAACCCCAACCAGCACCAUGCGUCCCACUUUGCAGACCAUGAUUUGUUCAAGAGCCUGACAAAAUCCUCCCAAGAUGAAGAUAAAAGUAAUGGAUUUUUUCAAGAAGAGUUUGAAAUUGAUUUGGAAAAUGAGAAGUAUGAGAAGAUCAACGUGCCUGACUUCCGGGAUGGCCAAAGAGGACGUUUCAUUCAUGAUUUCAGUUCGAACAAGACUGGAAUCAUCGAUAUGGAUGGACAUCGAUGCUUUGUGAUGCCUUUGAAUCGCCAGCGAGUGCUACUCCCAAGAUCUAUGUUUGACCUCAUCAGGAAAUUGUGGGAUGGUUCCUAUGAGGUGGACACUGAUGUGGUGAGGGAAACUAUGCGUGUGGUGACACCUCCUAUUACUGACUUUGAGAACGUGGGCUACUACAUCUCUCGUGAGUGCAGUGGAUUCCCUACAUAUAUGUUGGAGAAGGUUACAACCUCUGUAUUCAAGAGGAGUGCAGAAGAGGACAACAAAUUGUUUGCAGUGUAUGCAGGGGACAAAAUUCUUCAGUUUAAUAUUGUCAAUGUGAAAGAGGCUAUUGCUUCGGAAGCAGUGCAGUCCAGCCCUUAGGCAUUGAAGUAUGUUACACAUUAUAUAUAAAUAAGAAAAUUUGUAUAAUUGCUAAUAUGCUUCCAGAUUUAUGUAUGUUCAUUUGUUUCCUUCUAAGGUAGGGUCAAGCAUAGACCAAAGACUGAUUCGAUGCCAGGGUUUUAUGUGUGGCUUAAAAGAAUUGUGGUAUUAUCUUAUUUGUUUAAAUUAGAUUGCAACUAGUGACAGGAAUUAUGUUAGGGAUUGAGUAUUACAACUUCAAUAAGAUGCACUCCCACCUUUUAUGAUAUUGUAGCUGUAUUUGUUUUGGUAAUAACAAAGCAUGACCAAGGAAAGUAGAAGAUAGUAGCCAUCUGAGGUGUUCCCAGUUGGAUGUUCAUUUGUUUCUUGAUGUAUACAUAUCUGUAAAGUUGGAACUAAGUAAUCAGAGAAUGAAAUGUGAGUUUGUGUUAUUGAAAUGUGAGUUUAUGUUAUUCAACAUUAUUAUAAAUAAAACAUUUAUGCUA
Molecule: messenger RNA, 1514 nt
Organism: Zootermopsis nevadensis
Lineage: Eukaryota; Metazoa; Arthropoda; Insecta; Blattodea; Termopsidae
Product: integral membrane protein 2C
Biological process (GO): negative regulation of amyloid precursor protein biosynthetic process
Cellular component (GO): extracellular exosome; Golgi apparatus; plasma membrane
Molecular function (GO): amyloid-beta binding
Source: RefSeq, a predicted model, not a curated record